AUGUCCGUCCGCCGGUCGCAACCCAUCCUUCGGCUGCUGUGCUUGGCUGCUUUUGCCUUUGCCCUGCAGCAGCUUGGCUCGGCCUUCGUGGCUCCGGCGUCCCAGAGAGGCCUGCGCAUGAAAUCAGUGGUGACGAAGGCGGAGGCAGAAGCGAAAGAACAGACGCCCGCUGACGACGAGGAAGAAGAGAAGAUCUUCGAUGACACCUGGAUUUGA
Symbiodinium sp. CCMP2592 is the source of this 216-nucleotide messenger RNA. The record is from the annotation of a GenBank genome assembly. Lineage: Eukaryota; Dinophyceae; Suessiales; Symbiodiniaceae.